Messenger RNA from Drosophila elegans, 2895 nucleotides. RefSeq names its product leucine-rich repeat-containing protein 15. The transcript has 2 exons. The coding region runs from base 564 to 2786 and encodes 740 amino acids. NCBI's taxonomy places the organism in Eukaryota, Metazoa, Arthropoda, Insecta, Diptera, Drosophilidae. Gene Ontology annotation, molecular function: protein binding. The record is from RefSeq and is a predicted model, not a curated record.
AAAAUCAGUGUAGUUCGUUGCCUCGUCGUGAGCGGUUGUCUGCCUGCCAUAUACAGCCAAACUCGACUUUGUUCCUCUCUCUUACCAGAGUUGGUAACACGAAAUACGUAAACAUAAUACGAAAACCCGUCGACCGCCUAACAACAACUUGAAGCGUGCAGUUAAAGCGAACCAUUGGAUUAUCGCGCACGUUUCCCAAACAAUCUGCAAAAAUAAUACAAAACAAAACACAACAAACAAAAUUUUAUUUUGACAAACACACAUGUUUUAGUUAAGCAAAUGUGACAAAACAUAAAAUUGGCUAAAUAGAAAAUUUCAAAAAGUGAAACAGUGAAAACUCAAACUCAUCACACAAACAAAAUUAAAACAUUUUAAGUUCUGUUCAUCAACGAUUUGAUUUACUGAAAAGCAGAAAUUGUUUCCAAGCAAUCUUCAAAGAAAAUUAAUAGCACUAUGGAAAACUGAAAAUCCCAACGAAAACUCAAAACGAAACGCAGCAAUAGCAGCGCAGCACAGCGAGCAAACUGAAAGACAGAAAAGUAAUAAGAAACAGAGAUCCCAAGAUGCAGCGAAACAUGAUGAUCGCGUUCGUGGGCAUCUGGUGCAUUUUGGCCAGCAUUGGAGUGGAGCCUGCGGCUGGAUUGGCCAAUUGCCCGCCCGGCUGCCAGUGCGAUGAUAAUACCCUGGUGGUGCAGUGCGGCGAGGGCCAGCUGGACGUGCUGCCCAUUGCCCUCAAUCCCUCCAUCCAGCGACUGGUGAUCAAGAGCAACAAGAUCAAGACCAUCGACUCGUCCAUCCAGUUCUACGCAGAGCUGACCUUCCUCGACUUGUCCUCUAAUCACCUGAUGACCAUCCCGCAGCGCACCUUCGCCUACCAGAAGAAGUUGCAGGAGGUGCAUCUGAACCACAACAAGAUCGGCCAGAUCAGCAACAAGACGUUGAUUGGUCUGUCGGCAGUGACUGUCCUGAAUCUGCGUGGUAACCAAAUCUCUGAGUUGCACCAGGGCACUUUUAGUCCGCUGCUGAAGCUCGAGGAGCUGAAUCUGGGCGAGAACCGCAUUGGUUUCCUGGAUCCCAAGGCCUUCGAUGGACUCUCCCAGCUGCGCAUCCUGUAUCUGGACGACAAUGCCUUGACCACCGUUCCCGAUCCAGUGAUCUUCCAAGCAAUGCCUAGUCUGGCCGAGCUUUUCCUGGGCAUGAACACUUUGCAAACCAUUCAGGCUGGUGCUUUCCAGGACCUCAAGGGUCUCACUCGUCUGGAGUUGAAGGGGGCCAGUCUGCGCAACAUUUCGCACGACAGCUUCUUGGGUCUGCAGGAGCUGCGCAUCCUGGACCUGUCCGACAAUCGCCUGGAUCGCAUUCCCUCCGUGGGCCUCAGCCAAUUGGUUCGCUUGGAGCAGCUCGCGCUGGGACAGAACGACUUUGAGGUGAUCAGCGAGGGCGCCUUCACGGGCCUGAAGCAACUGAAGCGUCUGGAGGUGAAUGGAGCGCUCAAACUGAAGCGUGUGAUGACCGGAGCCUUUGGCGGCAAUGGCAACCUCGAGUAUUUGAAUCUCUCGUCCAACAAAAUGCUUGUGGAGGUGCAGGAAGGUGCACUGAGUGGACUGCCCCAUUUGAGGCAUGUGGUGUUGAAGGCCAAUGCCUUGACCUCGCUGGCCGAGGGACUCUUCCCCUGGAAGGAUCUCCUAACUCUGGACCUCUCCGAGAAUCCUCUAUCCUGCGACUGCCGCGUGAUGUGGCUGCAUAAUCUGCUGGUGGCCAAGAAUGCCAGUCAGGAUGAUGUGUCCGAGAUAUUGUGCGAAUUCCCCGAGCGUCUGCGUGGCGAAUCCCUGCGUCACUUGAACCCCGCCCUGAUGGGCUGCACCCAUGCCGAUCCUCGCAAGCAGGCGCUGAUCGGAGCUCUCCUGGUGGGAUCCGCGGCCACAAUUACCGCCUUGGCUUUGGUUCUGUACCGCUGUCGCCACAAGAUCCGCGAGACCAUCAAGGGCGGUCUGUGGGGCAACUCGGCGCUGGGCCGCAAGGAGCGAGAGUACCAGAAGACCUUCUGCGACGAGGACUACAUGUCGCGCCACCAGCACCAUCCCUGCUCCCUGGGCAUCCACUCCACAUUCCCCAACACCUACACAGCCCCACAUCACCCCGGUGUGAACCAUCACUAUGGUAUGUGCCCGAUGCCAGUGAAUGAUCUGGGUGCAGUUGAUCCCCAGCAGAAGUUCCAGCAGUUGGCAGUGCCCACGGCCACAAUGAUCAGUGAAAAGAAGCUGAACAACAACAAGGCUUUGGUGGCACAGGGAGCCAUCGAUGACAGUGCUUCCUUUGUGCUGCACAUGAAGUCGGCCACUAUGGGACGGGAUGUGCAUCAGCAGAAUCCGCAGCUCAACCACUACACCAAGCCGCAGUUCCUGGCGGCCACGGCGACAGUGGGUGACUCCUGCUACUCGUAUGCGGAUGUGCCCAUGGUGCACGGUGCUCCGUUGGGCGCCACAAAUCAGCCCCAGUUGCGCCUCACCCAGGAGCACUUCAAGCAGCGCGAGAUGUACGAGCAGGAGAUGGGUAGCGAGAUCCUGGACCAUAACUACAUCUACAGCAACACUCACUACUCGAUGCCGCUGGAGCAACUGGGUCGCAGCAAGACGCCCACCCCACCACCAAUGCCUCCAGCUUUGCCCCUGCGGAAUGGACUGUGUGCCACCACAGGCCGUAGGUCCUUCCAGCAGAAGUCCGCAUCGCAGAAGCAGCAGCAGCAGCAGCAGAAUAACAACACCCUGCGUCAGUUCACGCACUGAUCCUCGACCUAUCGACGCAGGCAGCUGAGCAUCUAUGCUUAGUAGUGCGCUGCCCAACACUGUGAUGCCAAAAACCCCCCAAAAAACCACUCCCCACUCCAACACCCCA